Messenger RNA from Dermatophagoides pteronyssinus (European house dust mite), 465 nucleotides. Its product is annotated as endoplasmic reticulum chaperone BiP-like. Lineage: Eukaryota; Metazoa; Arthropoda; Arachnida; Sarcoptiformes; Pyroglyphidae. Gene Ontology annotation, molecular function: ATP binding; ATP-dependent protein folding chaperone. The record is from RefSeq and is a predicted model, not a curated record.
AUGACCAGGUUAUUAGUAUCGACAUUAUUUAUGAUCGGAUGUUUAAUUGCAUUCGGUCAGACAAAAGAAAAGGAUAGUGGUAAAGAUAAACAAGAUGUCGGUACUGUAAUCGGUAUUGAUUUAGGUACAACAUAUUCCUGUGUGGGUGUAUUUAAAAAUGGACGUGUCGAAAUCAUUCCAAAUGAUCAGGGUAAUCGAAUCACACCAUCAUAUGUAGCAUUCACCGCUGAAGGCGAACGUUUAAUCGGUGAUGCAGCUAAAAAUCAAUUGACUAGCAAUCCAGAAAACACUGUAUUCGAUGUUAAACGUUUGAUUGGUCGUGAAUGGGGUGAUCCAACUGUUCAAUCUGAUAUUAAAUUCUUUCCAUUUAAAGUGAUUGAAAAGAAUGCCAAACCUCAUAUCAAAGUUGAAACCGGAUCUGGAACAAAAGUUUUUGCACCGGAAGAAAUCAUUUGUCAGGCUUGA